AUGCCACCGCAUACUACCACCAACUUGGUGCUAUCGGUUCUAGCAACAGCAGCAAUAACAACAGCACUAGUAGAACUAUACCACGCCUAUAACGACACUAACACUACCACAACUACCACUAAAACCACAAGCAAAAGCAAAACCAAACUCCCGCAGCCUUCAUCCACCAAGAAUGAAUACUCGGAAGAACUAAUCCGCGAACAGCUAGCACGAAACUACGCCUUUUUAACCGAAGAUGGCAUGUCGCGCGUGCGCUCGCAGCGGAUCGUGGUGGUGGGAGCAGGUGGAGUCGGCUCAUGGGUAGCAACAAUGCUUGCCCGAUCGGGAGUCGGCCAAAUCCGCAUAAUAGACUUUGAUCAAGUCUCACUUAGUUCGUUGAACCGUCAUGCCGUAGCGACGCUAGCUGACGUGGGCACUUCCAAAGUCGCGUGCUUGCAAUCGCACUUGGCGCAGAUCGCACCUUGGAUCCGCGUUGAUGCCAUUAACAAGUUGUGGAACUUGGAUCUGGCUGACGAGCUCAUUUUCGGAGACGGGUUCGAUCCUACUUAUGUCGUUGACUGCAUCGAUAAUUUGGAUACCAAAGUUGAUCUCCUUGCCUUUUGCCAUGCCGGUAAGAUACCAAUUGUUUCUUCCGGGGGAGCAGCGACCAAAUCUGAUCCCACGCGGAUCAACAUUGCCGACAUCUCCAAGACGGAAGAAGACCCGCUCGCGAAAAAGAUUAGGAUCGUGUUGAAGAAACGAGGCGUGGUGGAAGGCAUACCUGUUGUUUUCUCAGCUGAGAAACCCGACCCUCGAAAAGCCAAACUCUUGCCCUUGCCCGAGGAGGAGUUUGCUCGCGGGUCCGUUGAUGAGUUGUCAGCACUCCAGGAUUUCCGCGUGCGGAUCUUGCCUGUGUUGGGCACGAUGCCCGGGAUGUUUGGCUUGGCUAUCGCCACCCACAUUUUAACCAGCGUCGCCGGUUACCCCAUGGAGCCAAUUGAGGGAAAGAACCGGUACAAGGUGUACGAUGAUUUGGUCAAGAGUUUAGCUGCGCAACAGGGGAGAUUGGGCAUCGAAGAGCAGAGGGUGCCUGUUUCCGUUGGCGAUGCAAACUACUUGUUGGAGGAGGUGUUUCGCGGUAAAUCUCCAAUAUCUUUGCUUUCUUCGCGCUUAGUCUUGAGUCGAUGGGACCCUGCUCGAGAACUCGGUUGUCUGAACGUGGUAGUCAUGACCAAGGAAGAACAGAGAAACCAUGAGAAGCGCGUCUUGUUGGGUGGCGAAGAUGUCGCCAGUGUUUAUCCUGCAGAAGUGGUGACUUUGGUCAACAAGAGGUUUAAAGACGAGGCUUACUAUUCUAGAUUCCGUUAG
Molecule: messenger RNA, 1347 nt
Organism: Lodderomyces beijingensis
Lineage: Eukaryota; Fungi; Ascomycota; Pichiomycetes; Serinales; Debaryomycetaceae
Source: the annotation of a GenBank genome assembly